This is a messenger RNA of Lithohypha guttulata, 1470 nucleotides long. It is a transcript of the gene LTV1, whose product is annotated as Protein ltv1. The record is from RefSeq and is a predicted model, not a curated record. Bases 1 to 1470 code for a protein of 489 amino acids. Gene Ontology annotation, biological process: ribosomal small subunit export from nucleus; ribosomal small subunit biogenesis. Lineage: Eukaryota; Fungi; Ascomycota; Eurotiomycetes; Chaetothyriales; Trichomeriaceae. The transcript has a single exon. Gene Ontology annotation, cellular component: cytosol; nucleus; preribosome, small subunit precursor.
AUGCCUCGUAAGAAGUGGAUCGACAAGAACAAUCCAACUACUCAGACCUAUGCUCUCCUCUAUCGGUCUCAGGAUGACCCAUUGCUCAACGAUGACACCGCCGGCGAUCGCGCUCUUUUCUCAGUCUCAAAUCGGAAGAAUCAGCCUCAGUCUGCAGCGUCCUCUUCUUCUACCCAGCGGCAGGACCGAGCGCUGCACCUGGCCGAUCUAGAAGAUGGCGACGAACUGGAUUUCGAGGAUAUGCGAGACAAUGAGGGCGAGGCUGCCGAGUAUGGUAUCUACUUUGACGACACAAAGUAUGACUACAUGCAACACAUGAAAGACUUGGGCGAGGGUGGAGGCGAUAGCCACUUUGUCGAUGCACUACCUACCAAAAUGAAGGGGAAGACGAAGAAGGAUACAAUGCGCUUGGAGGAUGCAUUACGACAGGUAAACCUGGACGACGAGGAGUCUUCUGCACCAAGCCUGGUCGAUGGCGGCCUGAGUACUGUUUCCAGAACAACCAAAGGCAAGAGAGUGUUGGAGAGUCAGCAAGAUGUGCCCGAUGAGAUCGCCGGUUUCCAGCCAGAUAUGGAUCCGAGGUUACGAGAGGUUCUCGAAGCCUUAGAGGAUGAUGCUUAUGUUGAGGACCAGGAUGAGGAAGACGUCUUUGGUGCACUUGGGUUCGAUGGUCAGAACAACGGUGAGCUAGAUUUGAGCGAGUUUGAAGGCAGGUACGAAGACGAUGAUGGCUGGGAAUCCGACGCCACCGAAAAAGCUUCAGAACAGCCCAAAGAACUGAAGAUGCCGUUGCAAGAGCACCCUGAAUUGAAUCAUGUAAACGACAACCAAGGCCUGCCGCUUGACAGCGAUGUGACGGCUAACGCUGUAGCCGAAGAUGGUGACUGGCUGAAAGAUUUCGCAAAGUACAAGCGAGACACGAAAAAAGUGCCUGCUCAACCUCAGUCGGGUUCAGUCGUUGCUGCUUCCGCUGUACACGAUCACGCGCCUUCACUAUACACUCUCAACGGCACACCACUAAGGCAGAAGAAGCGGAAAGGCGCUCUGACCAACCCUAGCACGUAUUCCAUGACAUCCUCUUCUUUAAAUCGUGGAGAAGGUCUUCAAUUUCUAGACAGACGUUUCGAUCAAGUGGAGAAGAUGUAUAGCCUAGACGAAGCUGACGAGUUUGACGAUACGGAUGGUGCUGCCUCCAUAAUCUCGGGCAUGACCGGCGCUUCCAAGAUGUCCAAGAUGUCGACAUUAUCAACCAGCAGUUUUGCUGACCCAGAGGCGGUUCGAUCUGAUUUCGAUGGGAUGGUGGAUGAUUUCCUAGGAGACUGGAACAAAGCUAAUCCUGGCGGCAAGCGGAAAGGCGCAAAGGGGAAGCGUGGCAAAAAUGGUAACGAAGUGUAUGGUCUGCAGCAACUAGGCGAGGUUAGGAAAGAACUCGGCCCUGCAAGAAUAAGUCGGAAGGCGCAAAAGGUAUGA